This is a messenger RNA of Hypanus sabinus (Atlantic stingray), 2547 nucleotides long. Its product is annotated as interferon-induced protein with tetratricopeptide repeats 1-like. Gene Ontology annotation, molecular function: protein binding. The transcript is spliced from 4 exons. NCBI's taxonomy places the organism in Eukaryota, Metazoa, Chordata, Chondrichthyes, Myliobatiformes, Dasyatidae. The record is from RefSeq and is a predicted model, not a curated record. Gene Ontology annotation, cellular component: cytosol. Gene Ontology annotation, biological process: defense response to virus. Bases 1 to 1566 code for a protein of 521 amino acids.
AUGGUGACUACAGAUCCAGCAGAUCUAGAUACCCAAGAUUCCAAAAUAGUUCAUCAGUUAGGAUGGAGAAUCAAUAUCACAUCAAUAAUCUUUGAUUACUUUGUGCUUGAAUGCAGCAACACUCUGAAGGAAUCCUUGUUUGAGAAACUCCGACAGUUUCAAUGUCACUUCACAUGGGUUCCAGAGAAUGACAACACUGACUUCAGUGACUUGAAGCUGAGAUUACAAGAUUCUAUAAAACUUGGUGUAAAAUAUCAAGCCACAUCCUACAACCAUCUUGCUUUUGUAAACUGUCAGCAAGGUGACUAUGAAGAAGCAAUUCAAAAUUUAAAGGAAGCUGAAAAGAUAUGGAGAGAGAACCACAAAGAUGACUUUGAAAGAAGAAGCAUCAUCACCUAUGGAAACUUUGCCUGGGUGCAUUACCACAUGGGAGAACUGACUGAGGCCCAGUCCUAUCUCGACAAGCUGGAGAUGAUCUGUAAACCGCUCAGUGAUGGCCUUCGCUAUACAGCAAUGAUACCCCAGGUGUACGGGGAGAAGGGAUGGUCAUUGUUGAGUUCUGCUGCUGAAUACUAUGAGGAGGCAAAGGAAUGUUUUGAGAAGGCUCUGCAGGACGAUUCUGAUAACGUGGAGUGGACUAUGGGCUAUGCAACUGCUUUGCUUCGUCUGGAAGGUAUUUCUGGUGUUCCAAAGAAUCAGGAGCGAAGUCAGCCAGUGAAGUAUCUGCGACGGGUGCUGGAGCUUGACCCAGAUGACACGGUGGCCAUGGUUAUGUUGGCCCUAAAACUGCAAGAGUUCAAGGAAACAGAGAAAGCAAAUGAAUUAAUUGAAAAAGCAUUGAGGAAGACCCCAGGUCUGCCAUAUGUGCUUCGUUAUGCAGCAAAGUUUUACAGAAUAGGAGGAGAUCUUGAUAGAGCAAUAGGCCUGUUGAAGGCAGCUUUAGAAUUUACUCCAUGCUCAUCCUUCUUACACCACCAAGUCGGUAUGUGUUACAGAGAAAAACUGUUCAGACUGAAAAAGAAAGCAGACUGCAACCAUCCUGACAGAUCUGCAUUUCAACAGAAAGCUAAGUUGAUCAGUAAGUGUAAAUAUCACUUUGAAAAGGCAUUUGAUCUCAAACCAUCAUUUACUUUUGCAAAAUUGGAUUUUGCAGGAAUCUGCUUGGAAAAUGGAGAAGUAGACCGAGCAGAGGAGAUCUACAACAGUCUGCUGAGCUUGACGGAUCUUGCUUCAGAUCAUAAGCAGGCAGUAGCUUUACAAGUUGGAUUGUUUGAACUGCACCACAAAAGAUCUGAAUCAAAUGCCAUCGUCUAUUUCCUGGACGGACUUAAAAUCCAUCAUGGAAGUAAACAAUGGAAGCUCUGUGACAGUAACUUGAGGAAGAUCUUUAAAAAACAAAUUAAGAGGAAUCCAAGAAACAGCAAAGCCUUUGGUGUUCUUGGAAUGGUGCACCAGCUGGCUGGGGAGAAGGAUGAGGCUGUUAAAUGCUUUGAAAAGGCCUUGGAAUUUGAUCCUGGAAAUGAAGAAUAUCUCAAUGCUCUGUGUGAAUUACACCCUUCUAAUUAGGCUCUAGUUACCCAAACUGAUCCGGGGGUACACUGACUGUGGAAAGUCUUUCCUCAACCAUUUUUAGCUGCUAGAGUUGUCUGAUAUUAUGUGCAGUACAUUAAUAGAAACACAUUUAAUUCAUGUUUCAUUUGUGAUCUUCUGUAGGCUUUCUGCUGAAUAUUGUGACCAUACAAUCUACAUUGUAUACCAUACAGUCCCAUCAGUUCUCCAAUUUCUAUUUGAGAUGAAGUGACACUAUUUCAGGUACAUCUGAUGCUAUGGCUAGAUCAGUAGCACUAGCAUGUAAACAGAUCUGUAAUUUCCCAGUCCAUGGGUCCAAUUUAAUCUGGUGUUGAUUGCGAGUUCACAAAAUUCUAGGUAAACUGAGAUUUGUGUGACAGCACCAAACAAGAAGUUUCCUUGUUAAUAAAGCUUGCUCUGAAAGAUAAUGAAAUGAUUUGUAAAAUUCACAAAUGAGAAAGGAGAGCACUUAACACCAUUGUUUCCCCAAUUGAGCCAUAAACAAUUAUAACCCAAACCCGUGGAAUGUUCUGUAUUCUAGUUUACACUUGUGAUUGAUUACUAUAAACUUUCCUUAGUUUUACAUUUUUUCUUUUAAUAAUUGCAUUCCGAGCAAUUUUAAUUUGCAUACAAAAAUAUUCCAGAUGAAAUCUUUGCAAUUUGUAGUAGUGUCUAAAUGCUACAUUAGAAUUUGUUUACCUACCACACUAAUGAGUUAAAGCUUCAUGCAAUUUCCAGUGAAAAGCACCAAAGCAGACUCAAAAUGUUAAAAAUAUUAAAAUAUUAUGCUAUUAAAGCAGAAAAUUCUGAUAACAUUUAGCAAACUGAAUUUUUCAGACUGAAGAUUAGGAUGCUGCCUGACUUGUGUGUUUUUUUCAGAACUUGUACAGUUUUCCAAUGUUUGGAGUUUUAGUCGAACAUUAAUUUGAAAUCUUAUAUUCAUUUAUUUCUAUUUCCUUUUUAAUAUUGUUAAAUGAG